This is a messenger RNA of Psylliodes chrysocephalus, 2358 nucleotides long. The record is from the annotation of a GenBank genome assembly. NCBI's taxonomy places the organism in Eukaryota, Metazoa, Arthropoda, Insecta, Coleoptera, Chrysomelidae.
CUUGGAAUUUCUAUAUAUUCAAUCUCGAUUUAUAAGAUUUUUUAAUUUGCUAACUGCUGGUGAUUGGAUUGGUAUUUCCCAUAAUAAGAAUAAAUUCACCGCAAAAAUGAAGUUCUCCUGGUUUACUUUUUUGGGCCACCUAUUGUUCGUGUUGAUGAACUUUCAGGCAGUUGUUUGUAGCGAUCAAGAAGCUACUGAAUUAGCAAAAGACAUGAAUUUUAAACUACACAGUGGAGAUUUAAUGCCUUUAAUCGGAUUUGGAACUUACCAGAUACAUGGAGACGAACUUAUAAAGGAUGUAUUGGAUUUAGCUUUAGCUGCUGGUUACAGACUAAUAGAUAGUGCUACUGUUUACGGUAAUGAAGUAUCCAUAGGGCUUGCCUUAAAAGAACUUUUGCCAAAAUACAAUUUAACGAGGAAAGAUAUAUUUAUUACUUCGAAAUUAGCUCCUACUGACCAAGGGACGAAGGCUUACGUAGCUUUAGAAAGAUCCCUUCGUAACCUAGACUGUGAUUACCUAGAUUUGUAUCUCAUCCACUGGCCAGGUGUACAAGGGAUAAGAAGCGAAGAAAGAAACAAUUCUCUACUUCGAGGUGAAAGCUGGCAACAACUUGCACGAGCUGCCAAAGACGGUUUAACUAGAAACAUCGGUGUUUCUAAUUAUAAUGUUAAACAUAUGACAGAAUUGUUGAAGAACGAUCAUGGAGUAAAACCUGCAGUAAAUCAGGUUGAAUGGCAUCCUGCUUAUCAUCAACCAGAACUAUUGGAUCUUUUAAGAAAAGAAGGUAUUCUUUUGCAAGCUUAUUCGUCCUUAGGUGGUUCUAAUAAUCCGGAUUUAUUGAACAAUCCUAAGGUGACAGAGAUUGCUGCUAAAUUAGGGAAGAGUUCGGCACAGAUCCUCCUCCGUUGGGCCCUCCAACAGAACAUCGCCGUUAUCCCAAAAGCGCGUUCCAAAAAACACAUCGACGACAACAUCGACCUCGACUUCAUCAUCCCGGACGAGGACAUGAAGACUCUGAACACUUUCCAGCAAGUGAAAUACGCUUGGGAUCCCGACGUCAUCGCCUAACCUCAAAUUACUUCCCUCCAAUCCACUACUAACAUAGUUUUUAAGAUAAAUUAACUUUUUUUUAGUUUUUAUAUAAAAGCACAAAAUGGAGAAUAAAAAUUUUAGCGAACAAAUAGCGCAUGUAUGCGAGGAGUGUUUUAGAACAUUGCCGAAGUGCGGGAAACCGAAUGAGAAAGAAUGGACGGUGCUGUCUUGCAUUGUACGCGAAUUUGACAGCGAAUUGACAGUCGUAGCUUUGGGUACCGGAUCCAAAUGUAUCGGUAGAUCAAAAAUGUCCGAUCGAGGCGACGUUUUAAACGAUUCUCACGCCGAAAUUAUUUGCAGACGAUCAUUUUUAAGGUAUAUUUAUUCUCAAAUGCGCGGCGAUUCAGAUAUAUUGAGUUUCGAUGAAAAUUGUAAAAAGUUCUGCAUAAAUUCCGAGGUGCAAUUCCAUUUUUACACCUCGCAUGUGCCGUGCGGCGAUGCUGCCAUUUUUUCGAAACAGAAUUCCGACGAUUUUGGACGUAUCGUCGAGGAUUGCGAAGAAACGCCUUCAAAAAAGGUGAAGCUGGACGAGGAUAUUUUUCGAACUGGGGCUAAAUGCGUGGAUGGGAGCGGAGAAGUUGAUGCAAAGUUGCCUGGCGUUGACUAUCACGUGACGGGGGUUGUAAGAACUAAACCAGGAAGAGGCGAUCCAACUCUUUCCGUGUCUUGUAGCGACAAAUUAGCAAAAUGGAGUCACUUAGGCGUUCAGGGUGCUCUUCUGUCCAACCUAUUAGACAAACCAAUAUAUCUUUCUUCUUUUACUAUAGCCGGCAACAGCCCUUUCUGUAAAGAAGCCUUGGAACGAGCCUUGUACGCCAGGUUGGGAGUAUUGUCACUUAAAGGUCCUUAUAGAUUACAUAAAAUGGAUGUCAAUCAAAGUUCCACAGCAUUUGAGUAUGCUAAAGUUGACAGCAAGCAACCUUGUCCGUCUAGUAUAUCUUACAGUGCAGUAACUGAAAACAAGAUCGAAGUUGCCGUGCAAGGUAGACGUCAAGGCGUUACGAAAAAGAAGCGGAACACGGAGGCAGGCCGUUUGAAAAUUUGCAAAUUGGACCUGUUUAAAAGUUUCUUGAACGUUUGCAAUGAAAGAAAGAUCGAGUUGAAGUCGAACUGUGAUAACAUUGAUUUAAGUUAUGGAUCUGUUAAAUUGUUGAGCGAUGUUUAUCGGGAAUCCUGGAGGGAACUAAGGCGAUGUUUUAAGACAUGGAGUAUUAAAAAUGCGAGUUUAUUAGAUUUUUUAGCGAAAUAAAUAUUAUACUCUAAAA